CAUCGUCAUAUUUUGCUUUAUAAUUGAAAACAGAUCCAAAGUAAUGAUUUUUGUUUACAUCUAAACCAUAUUUCCCAAAUUAAAGCAUCCAAGCCCCAACACAACCAGCCCUAUGAUUCAAUGUUUUGAUGUCUUCAAUUCCAAUAUUUAAUACGUUGGGAUAUUUUUCCAUUGUGCUAACAUGUUUUUGGCAAGUGUUUUCCAAAUUUGGCAUGUUGUUUUAUAAGCCGUAACUUAAAUUCUUGCAAAUUUGAUAUUUAAUUUCAAUCAACAAUUAAUCAACCAAGAUUGGAACAAUUUACCAUAUAUAUAUACUGAUAUCUGUUUCAAAAAGGAAAUUGCAAAUAACUCAUUAUAGUGAAUCAUAAGCAAACAUUAGAAAGAAAUCAAUUAUUUGGUAGAGUUAAAGAAACAAAUUAAUUUGUAUGGUUAAUUUAGAAACAAAUAAAUUUGCAUAUAACUGAAAUCAAGCCAGUCGUAUAUCUUCUAACCAAAAUCCGGUAACGCAAAUCAAGCCACUGAUACAGCCAAUUCUUACAUUAGUAUCUAGAGAUCCACUGACCAUUAGUAGUAGUAUAUAACCAUCAUCAAACUCUUUUAUUUACAUGUGUCAAAAGUCAAAGACCAACAAGUACCUUAAAGAACAAGAAGGAAGAAAUGGCUAACACCGUUUGUUGUCUCACGUUAAUUUUGUUCAUCGCUUCUCUAGCAAGUGGCGUUUCAGCCGCUGCUUCCGCCGGAAGAAUGAUAUUCGACGUCCGAAGCUACGGUGCUCGUGGUGACGGCAAAACAGAUAACGCCAUCGCGUUUACAAGGGCGUGGAAAGAUGCGUGCCAAUGGAAAGGAAGCGCUAGAGUGUUCGUACCACUCGGAACGUUCUACCUCGGCGGUGUAACAUUCGCGGGACCAUGCCAAAAUCGCAUUAGUUUCAUCAUCAAAGGAACUUUGUUAGCACCUAAAGAUGCUAACGCAAUCAAACAAGACACGUGGAUUAUUUUCAGGUACGUAGACUAUCUCACGGUCUCGGGCGGCGGCACUCUUGACGGCCAAGGAACCAGCGCGUGGCGACUCAACGACUGCACCAGAAACCCUAACUGCCGCCCUCUACCGAUGAACAUUGCUUUCCAGUUCGUGAGAUUCUCGAGAAUCAGCCGCAUCAAAUCUAUCAACAGCAAAAUGGGCCACCUCAACUUCUUCGCCGUGGAAUAUUUUGAGAUUACACGUGUCAGUAUUAGGGCUCCUGAAGAUAGCCCUAACACCGACGGGAUCAAGAUUGGCUCGUCGCACCACAUGAAGAUUCACGACGUCUUCAUUGGAACCGGCGACGACUGCAUCGCGAUCUUGUCAGGAACCACCAACUUGGAUAUCUAUAGUGUCAAGUGCGGACCGGGUCAUGGGAUCAGCGUUGGAAGCCUUGGGAGGUUUAAAGAUGAGAAGAGCGUUUAUGAAAUAUCAGUUAGGGACUUGGUCUUUACCGGUACGAGCAAUGGGGUUCGUAUCAAGACAUGGGCUCCUUCGGCGUCACGGAACACUGUUUCGAAUUUUACUUUCCAGAAUCUCCAGAUGAUCAAUGUCGGAAACCCAAUCAUCAUAGAUCAACAGUACUGUCCAAACAACCAGUGUAGCAAAAAUUCUCAUUCUCAGGUUCAGAUAGAAAACGUGAAGUUCAAUAACAUUUGGGGGACUUCGACGGACAAAGUGGCCGUGAAGUUGCAAUGUAGCCAGACGGCUCCUUGCAAAGACGUUGAGCUAGCCGGAAUUAACUUGGUGCACCGUGGAAUUGACGGUCCAGCCACCGCGUUGUGUGAGAAUGUUUCUGGCUGGACUCGUGGCAAGAUUUCACCUCCUUCUUGCAUUUGAUUGUCAUUAUUUUAUUUUGUUAUAUUUUUCAUUGUAACUUUUCUAGUUCUGUCAAUUUCAAUAUGUAACACUUUGAUUAUGGCAUUCGUGACCUUGAGAGUCAGAGAAAUGGACUUCAUCUUGUCUUCUCUAAAGCUUCUUUCCAACGCCGCUAAAUCUGAAUUGACAAACAUUUAUUUUCACCGAACUCAAGCAACAGUUUACUACCUUGGAAUAUAAAAGCCACCACUAAUCAGGG
This is a messenger RNA of Brassica napus (rape), 2098 nucleotides long. Its product is annotated as exopolygalacturonase. Gene Ontology annotation, molecular function: polygalacturonase activity. The record is from RefSeq and is a predicted model, not a curated record. Gene Ontology annotation, biological process: carbohydrate metabolic process. The coding region runs from base 658 to 1860 and encodes 400 amino acids. NCBI's taxonomy places the organism in Eukaryota, Viridiplantae, Streptophyta, Magnoliopsida, Brassicales, Brassicaceae. The transcript has 3 exons.